This is a messenger RNA of Zasmidium cellare ATCC 36951, 318 nucleotides long. RefSeq lists its product as uncharacterized. The record is from RefSeq and is a predicted model, not a curated record. NCBI's taxonomy places the organism in Eukaryota, Fungi, Ascomycota, Dothideomycetes, Mycosphaerellales, Mycosphaerellaceae. The transcript is spliced from 2 exons. Bases 1 to 318 code for a protein of 105 amino acids.
AUGUCAAGCUCCAAAGCGAACCAGAGAGCCCAGCAAUACGAAGCCUUUUACCAAGAAGCAUUGGCCAACAACCAUGGAUACACAUCCUUCCCAGCGCCGGAAUCUCUCCAAGCAGCAACACGUGGCUGCAGUUCCAGCGUCGUAGACAGUUUCCUCGACUACGUCCAGGAGGUCCACCAAACCACCAAGUCGUGUGCAGAGAAAGGCAACGAGCUGCGCAGGAUUGCGAGUAGAGCAUAUGAACAAUGGGGCAGUCAGCACCCGGCUUUGCUCGGCGUGAUCGGCGUGCUUGCUGGGUACGGGUUGAGCAAAAUCUAG